Molecule: messenger RNA, 885 nt
Organism: Rhizoctonia solani
Lineage: Eukaryota; Fungi; Basidiomycota; Agaricomycetes; Cantharellales; Ceratobasidiaceae
Product: alpha/beta hydrolase family protein
Exons: 6
Coding region: 1-885 (294 amino acids)
Molecular function (GO): hydrolase activity
Source: RefSeq, a predicted model, not a curated record
AUGGCGACCAGUUCGACUAUACCUGAAGAUCUGUUGAACAAAUUGGCCCCAGGAUACAGAGAGUUUGCCCAGGCCAACUCCUCGCUACUACCGCGUCUACAUGGUAUUCCAUGGUCUCCUAAAUUCAGACAGCCGCCUCCAAACGGCCCGCCGGAUAUGGGAACCGAGCCACCAGUCGCGGUGGGCUCGCAGCGCGUUAUUGAUCUUGGUAACUACUCAGUCCAUGUAAUGAUUCCAGAUGGGGAGAAGCCAUCUGCGGGAUGGCCGACUGUGCUGUUCUUUCAUGGAGGAGGAUGGGUGUUUGGAAGUGCUGAUAUGAAUAAUGGGUUGUUGAGUCGUUUGUGUGCCAAGUGUGCUGUGGUUUCGGUAGAGUACCGACUAGCUCCUGAGCAUCCGUUCCCUGCCGGGCUGGAUGAUUCGUGGGAUGCCUUACUUUGGUUACGCCAGGGCGGUGUAGAGCAGCUGGGAGUGGAUCCUGACCGCAUUGCACUCAUGGGAAUCUCAGCGGGAGCAAACCUGGCAGCAGUUGUGGCCCAGCGCGCCUCUCUAAGCUCUCCUCGUAUCCCCCUCAAGUUGCAGAUCCUACACAUACCCGUUAUCGAUGCUUCCUUUUCUGUCGACGAUCGCUCCCGGUGGACGCAAUCAAUGAUCGAGUACGAAGACAUCUUUUCGCUCCCAGUAUUCAACAUGCUCUGGCUUCGCGAUAAUACUUACCCAACCCAGAAGACUGGACCAAACCCGAAGUAUCCCCCAUAUAUCAAGACAAUCCUGGUGCUUUCGGGGUGGUUAAAGGUCACUCACAUGGGACUUGGAGCUAGUCGGGUUUGCGAAGCUGCCCGUGAUCAUCGUGACGAGUUGAUCGCAUUCGUCAAAGAGAGCCUAUAG